UUAAGUUAUUCAGCUUUCCUCAUCCACAGUACAUUUCAGCAGCUCGCUUCAUUCAUUUCAGUCAUAUUUGUUCUUCCUUCAACAAGGACAAAGACGUUUCUGCAGGAGGAUAUAGAUUUUUCUGGCUAUUACUACAAUCAAAAUUGACCCAUUGCAAAAUCAUCUGAUACUAAUAGAUGACUAAUACUUUACAAUGAAGUAUCAUUGUUUUCACAUAGGAAAUGGUGUUUCCUGGACAGUGGCAUCGGUUUGCUUAAAAUAGAAAUGCUCUUUGACCAUAGAUGUUGUUUAUUACUAAAAGACUGUAUUAAGGAAAGGACGCUGCCCAACAUCAUCGACUGUAUCUUUGGAAAAAAUAGUAUGCAUGUUGUAGAACCAUACCUGAUAUUUAAAAUAUGAUACAUUCAACAGCACUUGCAUUAUUAAAUACAUCAGGAUCAUCAGCUGCUGUUCUCUUGCCACAUAAUCUACAAUCAGAGAUGAAAGAUUUUGAUGUUAUAGAAAACAAUAUGGGACUAGGACCUAUCUGGAAAGGAAUACUUGGAUUUAUAAUGAUUGCCAUGUGUAUAACGGCUACAACAGGAAACCUUCUUGUCAUCAUUACAGUAGCUGCAACUAAGCAGUUUCGUUGCAUAACAUCGAUUUUCCUAGUGAACUUGGCAGUGAGUGACCUCCUGGUGGGAGCUGGAGUUAUGCCACUUGUUGCUUUGGAGGUAAUAUACAACAAAUUGAGCAAACAUCAGCAUGUUUGUAUCUACAUGGGAUAUGCACUCCUUGUCUACUGUACAUCAUCUGUUCUCACUCUUGCUGCUAUUGCCCUUGACAGAUACCAUGCCAUUAUUGACUGCUUUCAGUAUAACACCCAAGUGACAGUCAGAAGGACCAUCACAACAGUGAUAUGGAUCUGGAUUCAAGCAGUAACAUUGGCAUUACCACCCUUUUUUGGAUGGGGGCAUUUUGAAUACCAGCCGACUACCUUCUGCUGUUCUGCGGACUGGUCCCACAGUCCAACCUACACUGUCUUCAUCAUGACAUGCUCUUUUCUAUUACCCACUUGCGUCACGAUAUUUUGUUAUGUUCGGAUAGUCAAAGUUGCUCGAGAUCAUGCUAGGCGCAUACAUGAUAUUGAAAGCCAUCUACAAAAAAGCUUAAGAUCUAAGGUAAUUUUUUCAAAGCCAGAAAAUCAAGCCUUUAUCAAAGUGGACAAUCAUGCCAGUAAGAAAGUAUUAUCUCAUCUUCAUACAGAGGACUCCCAAAGCAGCACAGAUACCUCACAACAACAGCGACAACUUAGCGUGACUCCCUGUCAAAGAAGAAAGCAAGAUAUAUUUGCUCUGUAUAGCUUCCAAGGUCGUGAGCUCCAUGCUCCAUUCCGGCUGUUACUUCUAAUAGUAAUUUUCUUCUGUUGCUGGAUGCCACAUAUUGUUAUAAGUAUAUCACAAGCUGCUCAGACUAAACAUGGCAGAAAUACCAUUCACUCUCAGGUGUCACUGAUCUCUGCAUGGCUAUCCCUUCUUAAUUCUGCUAUCAAUCCAUUGAUAUAUGCCCUGCUAAGCAAAAGGUUUCGGAAAGCUCUCAGGAAAAUAAGACAGAAAAUAUAUGCUAAGCUACAAGCUUUAAUCCAGAAUGAUGGAAAUAUUCUAUCAUCUCUGGAAAGUGGGAUAUCAAAGAAAAAGAAGCCAAAUGUACUAGGAGUGCACUCUGAUGUAAGUGUCUUGGACCAGCUACAUCUGCACACUUACUCUAUGUUCAGUAUUGCUUCAUUUGCUGAGACGGGACCAGCUGAUGACAAGGAAGAAUGUUUACCUUUACAUUUUGCAGGCUUCUCAACACCUUGUAUAAGAGUGUCACAAGCAAAUGAUGUUACUGCUACAACUAUUGAGGACGAGCUAGUGUUGAAAACAGACUCACUGGGGAAAAAAUAUAUAGAGCUGCCUACAUUACCUUUUGAACCUACAAGCUCUUUUCAGCUUGGCAAUGUAAAAAGUUCAACAUUUGUAUUUGGCAAGAUUACAGUGAAAGUUAAUAACAACAGUUGAUGCUUUCUGAAAUGAUGUAAGUAAAUGAGCUUAGAUGUCAAGGUGAAGAAAGAUCAAAUCAGUGUUAAUAUAUUUUGCUUUUAGGACCAGAGAGGUCAAAACUAGGUCUGAACAAUGUGUUUAAAUCUUGACAGUAUUAAUGAUUUUGUUAGUAUUAGUAUAUUAAACUAAUAAAAUAUCUAAGAGAUAUAAACAGACUGUUUUACUAUUGUGCAGAGCAAAAUGGAAAAAAAAUGUCAUACCUUACAUUCAAAGGGAAAAAAAAAAAACUAGUCAAAAGCACAAUGUAUAUGAAACAUUUUACUUUGGGACACAAAUGUUUUUCAUUUAAUUUGUAAAGAUCCACAACACAAUAUUUUGUAGCAAUCUAAUUAUCUUAAGGUGAAAUGAAGUGCUGCAUUCCUUGUACUUUAUUAAUGGCAUUUGUGUCUGAGCUCAAACGACGAAAUAGAUGACUAGUAUACAUUUCAAUGUAUGUGUUAAAUUUGCUGUUUGUGUACACCACUAGCAACCAUAGCUAUAGUUUAUAUUAUUAAUCUUAACUUUAUAUGAAGAAGCAUUUAUUUAUUUUUUUCUUAAUAGGCACUUUAUAGUAUAUUUAUUUGUUUUCACUUAUUUGUUUUGUUGUGGUAACUGUUAAGCUAGAGGUCAUUUUGAAAUAAUUUCACACUUACAUAUAACCAAAACAAGAUGAAAAAUAUAUUAGAUUUAGUACAGAUUAAAAAUGAAGGAACAUUAGAAGCAGAAGAAGUGAUGGUAGUACAAUGCAAGCAUAGACUGACAUUCAUAGAUAAUUUGCUCAUAGCAUAGUGCAGAUUACAGCCAUGUGGUGUGUGCAGGGAUUCAAAGUCAAUGCAUCAUUCAUGUUAUCUGAGCUGUGAGCCAAGUCAUAAACAGGAAUCCUGAAUAUUACUGUGGUGCAUCUGUAUAGUACUCACCCAGGAAUUACAUCCUUAGCUCAUUAACCAAGUCAUGGAAAGGGGAAUAGAUGGGGUAGCAACACACCAUUUGAAUUAAUUCUACAAGAUAGGUUUUUGAGGAGUAGAGAAUGCUACCACUAGGAAAUUUAUUAAUGUUACAAAGAAUCACAGAUAUUUCAAGCAUGUAGAAAACCCUUGAGGUCAGACCUGAAGUGGCUUGGUUUAAUCAUGGCACUUAGGUUUCAUGUCAGGCUUGUUAGGUGGUAUACAGCUAGAAUUAUGAUAGCAUAACCGAGUCCUUUGUAAAGAAGGAGCAGCACUGGGAGAGGCUGUGAGUAGGACAGGCUGUCUUUGAGUCAAUAAAGAUGGAUGAACAAGUAUGAAGGAUUUUUAUUAUAUUAUCGAUAUAGUAAAUAGUUUAAAAAGAUAAGCACUUUCAAAGACGAUGUCAUGAUCUGAUGGGAAACAAUGAUGUUUGAGAACUGGGUGGAUUGCAAAAAGAUCCAGUCAGUCAAUGCUUAAAGAACUUUGACCAGACUGUUCACUAGAAGGUCUGAUGAUAAAACUAAAACUGAAACAACUGUCUAAAUAUAAAGAUUGUGAAAGUGUAAUGCUAAGAGUGACUAAUAUAGGAUACAUAUAGUGAAUAAAAUAGUAGAGGCCAAUGAUAGUGAGUCCCAGAAUCGGAAGGUAUUAGCGCACUUGCAGGGUCCAUCACACUUGCUUUAGGUUAUAAUGCAUGCAUUGCUAUACUGUUUCAUGCUCCCAGGAAGAAAGCUUCUUUGCUGAACUUUUGUUAUCUUUCUCCACUUCUUAUGCCCUUAGGCUUCUUAGUUGGCUGCUCUGUCUAUUUCUUCAUAGGACUGAAAGUUAAGAGCCAUCUGAACUGGUUGUCAUCAUGCUUUACUCAGACAUAUUUCUACUUGUAGUCCAUUUCUCUGCUCAUCUCUUUUGAAGCUCUCUCUUUCCAUGCCAGAGUUCAACAGGUUCAAUUGAUGAAGGUCCUAACUUUUACAGAGGAUGUCCCCUAAUUUCAUCUAUGCCUUCUGUGAGCUGAUUUUCCAGUCUCCAUUAGUGAUUUGUAAUGAACAAAAUAUCUAUUGUACUCCUCACCAUACUCUGCCAGGAGGAGAAGGACAGUCAAAGUCAGUCAUUUUUCCCUUUCCCCAUUCCCUACUCUGUUUACUAGUCAAACAUGUUAGCAUUAGUGAAGACAAAUGCCUUGGCCUUGACUAGAAGUCUGUUGGCAUAUGAGAAGGCUGCAAUAAUGACACAUAGAGACAGUAAAUGUGGUCUAAGUUC
This is a messenger RNA of Protopterus annectens (West African lungfish), 4261 nucleotides long. RefSeq names its product 5-hydroxytryptamine receptor 1B-like. Lineage: Eukaryota; Metazoa; Chordata; Ceratodontiformes; Protopteridae. Bases 396 to 2039 code for a protein of 547 amino acids. The transcript has 3 exons. Gene Ontology annotation, cellular component: membrane. Gene Ontology annotation, molecular function: G protein-coupled receptor activity. The record is from RefSeq and is a predicted model, not a curated record. Gene Ontology annotation, biological process: G protein-coupled receptor signaling pathway.